AUGUUAAAAAGCCUCCAACAGCACUGUGGUGGGGCUGAAGUUGUUCUGUGGGCUGGUGCUGACUCAAGUCUUUGUUUUCUAUCCUUCCUAGAAAUUAAGAAGCCCCCCGUGGCCCCCAAGCCGAAAUUCGUGGCAGGACAGAAGGCGACGCCUCCCCCCGUGGCCCCCAAGCCUGAGGUUGUGCUGGCUGGUGUUCUGCAGGCAGCGAGGAGGAGCAAGCCAGCAAUUGCACCCAAACCCAAGGUUCUCAAGAGCUCCUCUGUCCCAGAAGCUAAAGCUCCAUCGCCCACACGGAAGAGCACAAACAGCUUUGAGGAGCACAGGGCAGACCCUUCCCAAACGCUUGACCACUUGAACCACAAGAAUGAAGCCUCAGAGGGCAGUCCUGGUAACUCAGCUUAUAUUCUACCCGUGCCAGCUUGCAGGCUGGAAUGCCUUCAGCAGCUGGGCAAUGGGGAGAGUGCCUGCAAAACACAGAUCAUCUUUGAGCACCUGGAGAACAUCAAAGCUGGUGACGAAAGCGCAGCAGCCGCAGGGGACAGUCCUAAAGACAAAGUGGCCAGUAGAACUCAGGUGGUGUUGAAAGCCAGCAUUUGGGAAGAGAAACUGAAGGAUGUCCUGAGCCUCAGUGUGUUUCCUACCAGCAGCCCUGUCAGGCACAGGCGUGCAGAGAAGCUCCACCAGGGGAACGGCAGCGGUUCCAGGAACGAUGUUAAAAUAGAGUUCAUGGAACUUGUGCAGUCAUCAGCUGAAAGGAAGCAACCAAAUACUGAUGGGAAGCUCACUGCUGAGGACCUCCAGGCAUCUGAAAUUUGUCCUAGACUGGCUGAAAAUCACCACAACUGCUCUUGCCCCUUGGACCAGGACAUCCUGGAACAUGAAGGUUUGAGUAGCAAUAAUUCAUUUCCAGGUGAAGCAGGUGUGAAAGCAGAGGCUGAUAAAGCUUCCCCUGAAACACCUUCAGUCCUGAACUCCAAAGUGCUUCCUGUCCCUAAGCCCAGGAAGCCACGAGCUGCUUGUCUGGUCCGUCAGGACGGCAUAGACACCCCGGCAGAAGGAGCAAAGGAGCCACCCAACUCGGAGAGAGAUUCCCUUGGGCACGGGGACCAGAGCUUUAAAAAGCCAGCAAAAAUUCAUGUCCUUGGGCAGAGUGUUUGUUACAACACCACCACAGAGGUGCUUCCUCCUGCAGAAUGUGAGAACACUCAGAGCAGUGCAGGCAGAGUGCAGCAAGUGAAGGAACCUGCUCCGGAAGAGUCAGCCUCACAGAACGCUUUGCCUCAGCCGUCACACGCAGCUGCUGGCUCGGUGGAGAGUGUUGAGUGUUCCUUAGAUGAGGACCAUAAUGUAGGUAACUCUGUGGAUAAGCUGCCAGAUGCCAGCAGAGUGCUGGAUGCUGUGGACAAGAGGACUAGCUUUGUCAGGUGUGAUGCUUUGUCCAUGAGUCUGCCAAAGCAGCUCAGAUUAACUGGCGCUCAGCACUCUCCUGCUUCCAGUAGCCUCCACCUUUCCCCGCCACAGCUGGAAGAUAAAGAGAUGAAAACGAAGGAUGAAAGUUCUCCAAAAGUCAUUCCUAAGAAACCCCAGAGGCACAGCCUUCCAGCUGCUGGCCUGCUGAAAAAGGCUGCCUCAGCAGAGCUGGUGGAGAAGAGUUCUUACCCCUCUGCUGAGGACAAGCCGAGGACUGUCAUGGACGGCUCCCGCUUCACCCAUCCAGCAGGCAGGGAGCAGAUUGCUCUGCCCUCCUGCCACCUACCCAAACGCUCUGCUGAGAAGCCUGUCUGGAAGUUGCCUCACCCUAUUCUUCCAUUCUCAGGGAAUUCUGAAUCACUGAAGACUCUCAAUGUUGCUGUCAACUUCAACCACCUGACGGUGGUGACAAAGCCCAGGGCCAAGUCCCUCUCGUCCGUGGACAUGGACAGGACGGACAAGCCUUGCAAAGACCAGCAGAAGAAAAACAGCUUGAAAAAGUUUCUCAACAUGAAACUGUCCGUUUGCUUGCUGAAAAGUGACUUCCAGAAGUUCCUCUCUAAGGGCAGCCAGUCAGUUGACAGUGCCAUUGCCACCCUCUCCUCUGGGGAUGGCUAUGGAAGCGGGAGCAGCCGGAACGCCACACCUGCAGGCACUGAGAGGAAAGCAAAGUCUGCCAAGGCUCGUUCCAUGGAAAUAAGCAGCCCAGCCUCACAGAAAAAGAGGCAGAGGAACAGAAGCCAACCUGAACUGCGAAACACCCCAAGGCUGGAGGCUGCAGAUGGCCAUGGACCUUUGGGGGAGAGCGUGUGCCAGGCAUGUGUGCCUACUGCGGGCAGCACCUGUGCCCCGGAGUACGAGAACGUGAGGCACUACGAAGAGAUCCCCGAGUAUGAGAACCUGCCCUUCGCCCUGGGGGUGAGGAGAGAGCUCUCUCUGGAGUGGCAGAACUCCAGCAGCCUGGAAGACCAGAGCCCUGCCUUCUAUGAGGUAGAGGAACCUAGUGAAGCCACGAGCAGGAGUUUGAGACUUGGCAGGUCCCUAGAAGAACACCAUGAUCAUCCCAGUGUGGUGAUGGGAGACCUUCAGUCAGAUGAAGAAGAUAUCAUGAACAGUUCUGAUGAAGAUGAUGACACAAAUUCUGACUCCAGCAAAGGGGAGCCUGACCCUCAAGAUGACAAACAGGGUAAGGCAGCUGGAAAGAAAACAAAGGUUUACCACAUUGCCAAGGAGAUCAUGAGCUCAGAGAAAGUGUUUGUGGAUGUGCUCAAGCUCUUACACAUUGAUUUCCGCGACGCUGUGGCACAUGCCUCCAGGCAGCUCGGGAAGCCGGUGAUCGAGGACAGAGUCCUGAACCAGAUCCUGUACUACCUACCUCAGCUGUACGAGCUCAACCGGGACCUGCUGCGGGAGCUGGAGGAGCGCUUGGCUCACUGGCUUGACCAUCAAAGAAUUGCUGAUAUAUUUGUUAAGAAGGGUCCCUACUUAAAGAUGUACUCCACUUACAUCAAGGAAUUUGAUAAGAACAUUGCACUGUUGGAUGAGCAGUGUAAGAAGAACGCAGGGUUUGCUUCAGUGGUCAAGGACUUCGAGCUGAGCCCUCGCUGUGCUAGCCUGGCCCUCAAGCACUACCUGCUGAAGCCAGUUCAGAGGAUUCCUCAGUACAGGCUGCUGCUGACAGAUUAUUUAAAGAACCUUUUGGAGGAAUCUGCAGACUACAGAGAUACUCAAGAUGCUCUGGCAGUGGUCAUAGAGGUGGCAAACCAUGCCAAUGACAUCAUGAAGCAGGGGGAUAACUUCCAGAAGCUGAUGCAGAUUCAGUACAGUCUGAAUGGGCACCAUGAGAUUGUGCAGCCAGGAAGGGUGUUCCUGAAAGAGGGAACCCUGAUGAAGCUGUCCAGGAAGGUCAUGCAGCCUCGGAUGUUCUUUCUGUUCAAUGAUGCCCUGCUCUAUACCACUCCAGUCCAGUCUGGGAUGUAUAAACUCAACAACAUGCUGUCCCUAGCUGGGAUGAAGGUUAGAAAGCCAACCCAGGAAGCAUAUCAGAAUGAGCUGAACAUUGAGAGUGUGGAGAGAUCCUUCAUCCUUUCUGCAAGCUCUGCUACAGAGAGGGAUGAGUGGUUGGAAGCUAUCUCCAAGUCAAUUGAGGACUAUACAAAAAAGAGGAUCACAUUUAACCCCAGCAGGAGUCUUGAAGAGGCAGCUCCAGAGAAACAGGAAGAGGAUAGUCCACUGGGAUCAAAGGCUCCCAUCUGGAUCCCUGACACCAGAGCCACUAUGUGCAUGAUCUGUACCAGUGAAUUCACCUUGACCUGGAGAAGGCAUCACUGCAGGGCAUGUGGAAAGAUUGUCUGCCAGGCUUGUUCAUCAAAUAAACAUGGCUUGGACUACAUGAAAAACCAGCCAGCAAGAGUCUGUGAUCAUUGCUUCAGGCAGCUACAGAAACAAGAUCACCAGUGCACCCCUAAGAGUGGCUCCCCAGUCAACCACAGAUCUCCAUCAAGUGCCUUGUCUACAGUCUUGCACAGCAUCCCCUCAGGAAGAAAGCAGAAAAAAAUUCCUGCAGCCCUGAAAGAAGUUUCAGCCAAUACGGAGGACUCUACAAUGAGUGGCUACCUGCACAGGUCUAAGGGCAACAAGAAGCCAUGGAAACACCUCUGGUUUGUUAUCAAAAACAAGGUGCUAUACACAUAUGCUGCUAGUGAGGAUGUGGCAGCAUUAGAGAGCCAACCUUUGCUUGGAUUCACAGUCAGUGAAGUCAAGGAUGAAAACUCAGAGUCCAGAGUGUUCCAUUUACUGCACAAAAACACUUUAUUUUACAUCUUCAAAGCAGAUGAUCCCCAUUCAGCUCAAAAGUGGAUAGAAGCUUUCCAAGAAGGCACCAUCCUAUAG
This is a messenger RNA of Indicator indicator, 4362 nucleotides long. RefSeq names its product FYVE, RhoGEF and PH domain containing 6 (gene FGD6). The record is from RefSeq and is a predicted model, not a curated record. The coding region runs from base 1 to 4362 and encodes 1453 amino acids. Gene Ontology annotation, cellular component: cytoplasm. NCBI's taxonomy places the organism in Eukaryota, Metazoa, Chordata, Aves, Piciformes, Indicatoridae. Gene Ontology annotation, molecular function: guanyl-nucleotide exchange factor activity; metal ion binding. Gene Ontology annotation, biological process: regulation of GTPase activity. The transcript is spliced from 20 exons.